AUGUAUAUAGUAAUUAUCAUUCAGGGCGAUCCACCGAAAAAGAACGGCAUCACUUUGACGCAGAUUGCGAGGUACGGUAUCCUUAGUGCAAUAGAUGACUGUACUCACUCGCAAAUUGUUAAGCAGUUUGUGCGUGCUUGUCAACUCUGGGAGACAAGUCCCGAGAACAUCUCCAAAGAGCUAUUCUGGGAGCCCGAGAAACCCCGACAAGCCGAUGAAGCGACACAAGUGGAACUGGAUAGACAUACACAAGAAAGACUUGGUAAAAUGAGCUCCAGACCGAACGCGAUGGAGGCUGAUGGGACUCAUGUAUGGGGACAUACAAUAAGUCAAGUACACUAA
Pieris macdunnoughi is the source of this 342-nucleotide messenger RNA. Lineage: Eukaryota; Metazoa; Arthropoda; Insecta; Lepidoptera; Pieridae. The record is from the annotation of a GenBank genome assembly.